GAAAGUUGUGGGAACUCAGAAAGGCCCCAAAAUAUAAAGGAUGACUUGGAAAAAGCAGUCAUGGAGCGAAAUUAUUGCAACAAUGUGAAAAAAAAAAGAUGUUUGUUUGCCCACAUUGGUCCUGUACUUGGUGGGAAACUGAUGUGAUCCAAUGUUUCAAGUCUCCUCUCAUGAUUCAAAAUUUUCUCCAAGUUCCCAUGGUGAAAUUAUUCAUGUAAUUGCGAUCUAUUGUAAUAAUAAAAUCGACACAGAAGGAGAAUAAACAAAGCCAUUUCUCAGCUUGUUCUUGCAUGAGUCUGCAUCCAUGGAUAGCUUCUCACUCCUCAAACCUAUCACUAAUUUUUUCUUCUUUCUUCUACUAAAUUAUCAUCUUGCAUUUGCCAUUUCCAAGCCUCCUUACACCCCAACUGACAACAUACUUACUAAUUGUGGCACUUCGGGCGAGACAACUGCACCUGAUGAUCGCACAUGGACUGGUGACGACAACUCCAAAUUUGGUCCUAUAGAGCAAUCUAAUAGCAAAUCGCUUCCUGCCACCGCACUUAGCCAAGGCAGCUCCGUCGAGUCUGUCCCUUACAUGACAGCCCGCAUCUCUCGAUCCCAGUUUAUGUACACUUACCCUGUCACUGCAGGUCAAAAAUUUAUCCGUCUCCACUUUUACUCUGUUUCAUAUCAGGGUGGAUUUAACAGGUUUAAGGACUUCUUCGAUGUCAAGUCGGGGCCCUUCACUUUACUUAGGAACUUCAGUGCUUCCUUCUAUGCUGAAGCUGGGGGUAACGAUUUUUUCUUUAAAGAAUUCUGCGUAAACGUCGCAGAGAACCAGCAAUUGAAUCUGACGUUUUUUCCUUCCCUGAGUGAUUCAAAUGACUCGUAUGCUUUCAUCAAUGGCAUAGAGAUUUGGUCUAUGCCAUCCAACCUUUACUAUACGCCACCUGAGGGUUUAGGUCUCACUUCUAUUGGCAAGAAGGACAAGUUUUUCAUCCGAAAUGACACCGCACUGGAGAAUAUGUGUAGAUUUAAUGUUGCAGGCGGCACAAUCUCGCCAGUACUCGAUACUGGCAUGUAUAGAUUAUGGAGGGAUGACGCUCUCAACCUUGGUCUCGUCAACAACGAACCGAAUGUUUCUCUCAACUAUUCGAAAAUACCAAAGUACACAGCCCCAGAUGAUGUGUAUUUGUCAGCUCGGCAGAUGGAAAUUAAUGGCACCAAUUUGACUUGGAGGGUACCAGUCGAUCUAGGAUUCAUGUAUCUGGUGAGGCUCCAUUUCUGUGAGUUUGAUCCAGGUAUUACCAAGGUCAAUGAAAGGCGAUUCGAUAUCUUUAUUGACAAUCGGACAGCUAAAUUGGGUUUCGAUGUUAUUGAAUCAAGCGGUGGACAAAGGACUCCCAUAUACAAUGAUUACAUAGUCACAACUGGGAAGAGGGUAGAGAACUCCGAUGAAGCUUAUAGGCUUUUCAUAACUCUGCGUCCAAAUCCUUCAAGUAUGUUCCCCGAUGCCUUCCUGAAUGGCUUAGAGAUUUUCAAGUUGAACGACUCGGACGGCAAUCUUGCCGGACCUAAUCCUCAAGUGUCUGUCCUUUCUCCACCAGCAACAACGGCUCCAACGUCGUCACCACCAGCCGAAAAGUCUAGCACUAAGAAAAUAUUACUUGUUGCCAUUGGUGGGAGUGUGAUGGGUCUGUUGAUCAUACUUUCUUUGUUGGGUUUCUUGAUUAUUUGGCGACUGAGGAAGAAGGAGCACCGCCAUUAUGGCUCUUAUUACAAAUCACUAAGCUGCUGCUGGAAGUUGAAUUCAGCAACUUAUGUAGGGAAGUCAUCGAGGACAACGGCUUCUUCACUGCCGCAAGAACUGUGCCGUCAAUUUUCACUAGAAGAGAUUAAAGCUGCCACGAAUGACUUCCAUGAGAGUUUGAUCAUUGGCACAGGUGGUUUCGGCAAUGUUUACAGAGGUGAUAUUGAUAAUGGAGCCAUGACUGUUGCAAUUAAGCGAUUGAAUCAAGGGUCCAGUCAGGGUGCUCGUGAAUUCAAGACAGAGAUUGAGAUGUUGUCCCAACUCCGCCAUGUCAAUCUCGUCUCACUGAUCGGAUAUUGCAUUCAUGGAAGGGAAAUGAUCCUAGUUUAUGACUAUAUGGUCAAUGGGAGUCUUCGAGAUCAUCUCUACGACAAAGUCAAUAAUCCACUUCCAUGGAAGCAAAGGCUUAACAUAUGCAUUGGAGCUGCUCGUGGACUGCACUAUCUCCACGCUGGUGCGGCGAAUAUUGUAAUCCAUCGAGACAUAAAGACGACCAAUAUUUUGCUAGACGAAAAUUGGGUGGCCAAAGUCUCAGAUUUUGGAUUGUCAAAGAUAGGUGUAAAUGACAGCGCAGUAAGCACCAACGUAAAGGGUACAUGGGGAUAUCUGGAUCCAGAAUAUGCAAGACGCAAUCAAUUGACAGAAAAAUCUGAUGUCUACUCAUUUGGUGUGGUGUUACUGGAAGUACUGUCUGCUCGAAAACCUCUCAACAAAAAAGUGGAGGAGGAACAGUGGAAUUUAGUCAAUUGGGCACGAAAAUGCAUCCAGAAUGAGAAUAUUCAUGUAAUAAUAGAUCCCCAUCUAAUCGGAAAAAUAGCUCCAGCGUGUUUCCAGAAAUUUAUGGAGAUUGCAGAGAACUGUGUCCGUGAUCAGGCGAUUGAACGACCCUCAAUGCAUGAUGUGAUGGAAAGGCUUGAGUUUGCAUUGGAGUUGCAACAGAGUGCAGAUGCUGAGAAGGAGAAAAUGAAUCCAGGCCAUGGUGGAGAUUAUGUGUAUCCUCCUCAAGUUUCGUUUCAUGUUUCUCGAUACACCAAUAUAGUUGGUGGAUCCCAGUUGGAUUGUUCAAGUAAUAUUUCAAUGGAUUUGGACACAGAUGCUACUGGACAGACUUAUCCUAGUGUUCUAUCCAGCACCCUAAUUUCUAGCCAUGGCUUCUCCGACACUAUCAACUCUUCUGAGAAAUAGCUCGGAAAGGUCGGUAAGAAAGAAUAAAAAUAGUUUUGCUUUCUGAUUAAAAAGUGUGCUGACAAAAAAUUGUAUCAGCUAAUCUAUCCAUUUUAAAAUAUCUUUAGAUUUUAAAAGAUUUUGUGUUAGAUAAAAAUUUUUAUUUGUGAAAUUUUCUAAUGAUUGUAUGUUUGAUAUUUAAAUAUAAUAUUAAAUCUGAUUAUUAUGAUUUUA
Manihot esculenta (cassava) is the source of this 3190-nucleotide messenger RNA. Its product is annotated as receptor-like protein kinase FERONIA. The record is from RefSeq and is a predicted model, not a curated record. Gene Ontology annotation, molecular function: protein kinase activity; ATP binding. The transcript has a single exon. Gene Ontology annotation, biological process: protein phosphorylation. NCBI's taxonomy places the organism in Eukaryota, Viridiplantae, Streptophyta, Magnoliopsida, Malpighiales, Euphorbiaceae. The coding region runs from base 305 to 2977 and encodes 890 amino acids.